UGUUAUCUGACUCUGGAUCCCAACACGACACAUCCUAACCUCAUUCUGUCUGAGAAGAACAGAGUGGUGAGAUUCAGUGAGAGAAAGCAGCAGUACUCUGAUCAUCCAGAGAGAUUUGACUCCUGGUGUCAGGUGUUGUGUGAGGAGAGUGUGUGUGGACACUGUUACUGGGAGGUGGAGUGGAGGGGUGUUGGUGUGUUCAUAUCAGUCUCAUAUAAAGACAUCAGCAGGAAAGGACAUGGUGAUGAGUGUUGGUUUGGACACAACAAUCAGUCCUUGUGUCUGUUGUGUUCUUCUUCUUCUUCUUCUUCUUCUUCUUCUUCUUCUUCUUCUCUCUCUUUCUAUCACAACAACAUUCAGACUGAUCUCAGAGUUCCAUCACCCUCCAGAAUAGGAGUUUAUGUGGAUCACUGUGCAGGAACUCUGUCCUUCUACAGCAUCUCUGACACCAUGAAGCUCCUCCACAGAGUCCACACCACAUUCACUCAGCCUCUAUAUGCUGGGUUCUUUGUUGGUUAUCUAUCAGAAGUGAGGUUGUGUGAUCCAGAAUAAGAUGUAUCUGGUGUUUUGUGGUCAGUAACAAGUAGAAAUUGUAUCACAAAUGAUCUUAUAGAAAAGUGUUUCAUUUCAACAAGAUUCCACAUUAUAGAGAGAUUGUUCCUGAGCACCAAAGCACUAAAAUGUAAAUCUAAAACACACACACAGAAUAUUCAUUCUUUAUAAUGACAUAAUCAUUUUAUUAUCCACAGACACUUACAGAAAUGAGUUUUAUAGGUUUUUAACAAUUAAGAACAUUAUUUUAACGAAACAUUUAUAAAAGUUUACAAUAGCCUGGUUGUGUGAGUAUGAACAGCUUUAUAAUUGGGGGUGUGUCUGUGUUCAGAAUAAACCAAUCACGUUCAGUCUCAUGUACAAAAGUAAUUAUCAUCAGCUGCAUCAAUGAAAUGAUUCUGAUUAACUCCAAUUAAAGAAGCUUCUGUGGGAUUUUCUUCAAAUCUUCUUGUCUUAAUCUGAUCGACUAAAAUAACAGAAGAAGCUUUGAUAUACUGCUAUAUUUUACUUUAUAAACUCCUGACACACAGCAAGGUUAUUUGGCAUAAAACCUGUGCCAAAUAGAAAUAUGCGGACCAAAUGAUCCACUGUGGUGACCCCAAACAGGGAGAUGCCGAAAGAACAACAACAACAUAAACUCCUGACACAAAUAUGAUAUGAAACCUGUGUGUGAGUGUGUGUUUUA
Hemibagrus wyckioides is the source of this 1237-nucleotide messenger RNA. Its product is annotated as cytolytic toxin-alpha-like. The annotation marks the transcript as partial. Gene Ontology annotation, molecular function: protein binding. Lineage: Eukaryota; Metazoa; Chordata; Actinopteri; Siluriformes; Bagridae. The transcript has a single exon. The record is from RefSeq and is a predicted model, not a curated record.